Amaranthus tricolor (Joseph's coat) is the source of this 2032-nucleotide messenger RNA. Its product is annotated as putative BPI/LBP family protein At1g04970. The transcript is spliced from 6 exons. The coding region runs from base 219 to 1790 and encodes 523 amino acids. Gene Ontology annotation, molecular function: lipid binding. The record is from RefSeq and is a predicted model, not a curated record. Lineage: Eukaryota; Viridiplantae; Streptophyta; Magnoliopsida; Caryophyllales; Amaranthaceae.
UACAAAAAAUAAAAAAUGUUACAAAAUAAGUCAAAUAAUUUUGAGAGAUCUAACUCUUGAACAACCAUAAUAAGGUGGAGUACGAUUUUGUGCACUCCUCAUUCUCACAUUACCUCUCACCUUUGACUUCCCAUCAAUGGCGGAUUAUCCCACCAUUUCCACUUCCUAACACCAAAAUACACCAUUUUUUUUUCCAUCUCCUUGAUUCCAAUCAUUCCAUGAAACCCACAAAAUUUUCCCUCUUCUUCUUCCUUCUUCUACUCUCCCUCCUCCUCUAUCAAUCACCACCACCCUUCACCACCGCCGCCAUUGAUGAACCUUCUUCAAUCUCAUUCCUAAUUACAAACAAAGGCUUAACCUUUCUCAAGGAUUUGCUCAUUUCCAAAGCAAUUUCCACUCUUAUUCCCCUCCAAAUCCCUCAUAUUGAUCAAACCCUUCAGAUUCCCUUUCUGGGUAAUGUUUUUGUCAAAUUAUCCAAUCUUUCCCUUCAUCAAAUUGCUGUUUCUGAUUCUUAUAUCACACCAGGAGAAUCUGGGGUCUCGUUUAUUGUCUCGGGUGCUACUGCUAAUAUGAGUUUGGAUUGGUAUUACUCUUAUUAUGUUGGUCGGUUUUUUCCCUUGCAGAUUUCUGAUCAUGGGCUUGCUUCUAUACAGGUUGAAGGGUUGCAAGUGGGUCUCACGCUAUAUUUGGAAAUAAAAGAUGGAAGAUUGAUGCCGACUCUUGUCGAAUGUGGUUGCUUUGUUGAAGAUCUCUCAAUCAAAUUGGAAGGAGGAGCAUCUUGGCUUUAUCAAGGGAUUGUAGAUAUCUUUGCUGGACAAAUUGAGUCUGCAGUGGAGGAAGCUAUCACGAAAAAUCUUAAAGAAGCAAUUUUAAAGCUUGAUACGUCUCUUGAGAGCUUACCCAAGCAAAUACCGGUUGAUGAUAUUGCAUCCUUAAACGUCACCUUUGUAAAUGACAUCGUCCUGAGUAAUUCAUCAAUUGGGUUCGAGAUUAAUGGUCUAUUCACUCGAAACGAUCAAACAUCGAACUAUAAAUUUUUGAUGGACCCUUUAUUCAAUAAUAAAAUUUUGUCCACUCAAAGAGAUCAGAAGAGGACGAUGAAGUUCUUCGAGGAGCAUUUGCUGGUUCCAUCGGGUCAGGGUACAUCAAAAAUGAUGGGAAUUUCAAUCGAUGAAGCUGUUUUUCACUCAGCAUCCACCUUGUACUAUGAGGCAGAUUACUUGCAAUGGAUUGUGGAUCAGAUACCAGAUCAGGCUCUCCUAAACACUGCUGGUUGGAGAUUUAUCAUUCCUCAGCUAUAUAAGAAAUACCCGAAUGAUGAUAUGAAUUUGAACGUAUCUCUAGCUUCUCCUCCGGUCAUUAGGAUUUCUCAAAAAAUCAUUGAUGUAUCUGCCAAUGUAGACUUGAUAAUUGACGUCUUAGACGGUGGGCAAGUAAUACCUGUUGCUUGCAUUUUCCUGGAAAUUCAAGCCUCUGGUUCCGUGGAAUUAAGAGGUAAUAACCUUGGUGGCAAGGUAAAAUUGGGUGAUUUCAAAAUGACGUUAAAAUGGAGCAAGAUAGGUAACUUGAAGAUGUUCUUGAUCCAGCCUGUUAUAUGGACAGUGGUCGAAACGGUUUUUGUGCCGUAUGUCAAUGCACGACUUUGGAGAGGGUUCAGAUUACCUAUGAUCCACGGUUUCACCCUUCAAAACGCUAAAACAAGCUACUUAGAUUCCGGCAUCAUAGUUUGCAGCGAUGUAUCAUAUUCGGAUUCAGAUUACCACGCCCAAGGCUUGACACAUAUAUCAUAACCACUUCCGUUCUUGCUGCAGUUUCACGGGGCAAGACUCCCGUGCAGUUAGAUACUUUAUAAAUCAUACGCCAGCCAGCAUUCGGGAGCAUCAAUGACCGAUUAAUCUAAUAGUGAUUGCUUAAAAAGUAGAGGCAGCUUUCGCACUUUGUACAUUUGUAUAUUUGGGUAUGACUGAAUUCCACAAGUGUAAUUACUAUGUGUAAUGUGUAAAUCAAUCAUAUUUCCGUCGUUGUUCUCAAA